This is a messenger RNA of Malurus melanocephalus (red-backed fairy wren), 948 nucleotides long. RefSeq names its product taste receptor type 2 member 7-like. Gene Ontology annotation, biological process: detection of chemical stimulus involved in sensory perception of bitter taste; G protein-coupled receptor signaling pathway; sensory perception of taste. Gene Ontology annotation, molecular function: G protein-coupled receptor activity; bitter taste receptor activity. Gene Ontology annotation, cellular component: membrane. NCBI's taxonomy places the organism in Eukaryota, Metazoa, Chordata, Aves, Passeriformes, Maluridae. Bases 1 to 948 code for a protein of 315 amino acids. The transcript has a single exon. The record is from RefSeq and is a predicted model, not a curated record.
AUGGAAAAUUCUCACUCUCCACGCCAAUCCAAUGUCACCUCAUAUGGAGCCAAAACAGUGGCCAUCAUCACCGUGCAGACAUUUGCUGGCAUGUGGAUAAACGCUUUCAUUUUUUGUGUGAUCAGCAUUGCCUGGGUCAAAAAGAAAACCUUGAAUUCUAAUGAGAAGAUCUUGCUGCUUCUUGGAGGUUCCAGGUUUUGCUUUUUGUGUUUCUCAUGGAUAUAUUCCUUUCUUUCAACAAUUUAUCCCUAUUAUCUCUAUGUUCAUCCGAUAUUUCAAAUAGUUGUAAGCAUUCAAUGCUUUUUUAAUUGUUCCGACCUUUGYGUUUCUACMUGUCUUUGCGUUUUUUAUUGCAUAAAAAUUGCCAAUUUCAGAAACAGCUUCUUCAUCUGCCUAAAAGUCAAAAUUGACAGGAUUGUGCCAUGGCUCUUACUAGGGUCAGAGAUUUUCRCCUUGGUUACYGGAAUACUUGCUUAUGAUAUUGCUGAUAAAACCCUGCAUAACAAUUCCACCAGUCCCAGAAAUUUGUGGAAAGUGCGUAUCAAGACAGAUGAACAUUUUUUUUCUUUUUAUUUCAUCACUGGCCUGUUAUUUGUGACUUCAUUCACAGCUGUCAUCUCUUCUGCCCUUCUCCUUCUCUUUUCYCUCUGGAGGCACAAACGCAACAUGCAGACAAACUCCAUGAACAGCCUCAGCAUGGAUGCCCACAUCAAAGCCAUGAAAUCUAUUCUCUCCUUCUUAGUCAUGUACAGCAUCAACUUUAUAACAUUGAUUGUAAUAAUGAUUUAUUCAUCAAAGGAAGAGAAGGCCAUGAUGUUUCUUAUUUUUGUAUUUCUGUAUGCUUUUCCAGGUGUUCAUUCCCUCAUUCUCAUUUUCAGCAAUCCCAAGAUGGUAAAGAUACUGCUAAGGAUUCUGAUCUGUGUGAAGUGUAAGGUUUGCAUGAAGUAG